This is a messenger RNA of Biomphalaria glabrata, 3631 nucleotides long. Its product is annotated as prestin-like. The transcript is spliced from 3 exons. Gene Ontology annotation, molecular function: oxalate transmembrane transporter activity; bicarbonate transmembrane transporter activity; sulfate transmembrane transporter activity. Gene Ontology annotation, cellular component: membrane. NCBI's taxonomy places the organism in Eukaryota, Metazoa, Mollusca, Gastropoda, Planorbidae. Gene Ontology annotation, biological process: transmembrane transport. The record is from RefSeq and is a predicted model, not a curated record. Bases 345 to 2969 code for a protein of 874 amino acids.
AUCUGACAUCUAGAAUGACAUGGCGAGGAAGCUAGUGAUAAAAAGGGUAAGAGUGCCUAAGUUUUACUUAUGUCUCCUGUGGCGCUGGGUGCCCGGUUGAAGACCGCAACAAAUAAAUGUAGUAAUGCCCUUUUUCUGUUUACUUCUUGGACUCUAUGUAGUAGGGGGUGCACUGUAGCGUCGCGGAUUCCUCAUAUCCUGACAGGGUUUCAUGAUACAGUAUUGACGGAAGGAAGCGAAUUGUUGAUUGUUGGUUUUGAAAGGUUCCUGCUAUUCACUAUUCAAGAGUCAGUCCACGAUAGUCGUGUCCAAAUAAGGAGGCAACCUACCAGCUAUCGACCAUCAUGAGUGGUGAGGACACUGAGAAAUACCAGCCUGUGUACAUGGGGCAAAAGCGACGCCGUUUCUCUGCGCCCACCGUGGCUGGUGGGGGAACCCAGGUUCUGGUAGCCAGGGCGCCGUUCACACAGUUAGCCUUUGACGAGCUCCAUUUGAAAAAAGUUGAUCUCGAAAAGAAACCAAUCACUCAGAAGAUCAAAGAGAAUAUUUACUGCUCCAAACGCAGGACCUGGAAGCUACUCUCCAUGUACGUACCCAUUAUCAAGUACAUCAGAUACUACAAAGUGAAAGAAAAUCUCUUCUCUGACGUCCUGGCAGGCUUUACAAUAGGCAUCGUCCACAUCCCGCAAGCAUUGGCUUUCGGCCAGCUGACCUCUGUGAAAAUUGAAAAUGGUUUGUUUACUUCUCUUUGGCCUGUCAUCAUCUACACAAUCUUCGGUACUUCUGCUCAUAUUUCCAUGGGUACGAGCGCAGUGAUAUCCAUACUUGCUGCAGCAACCAUUGACAGGGAAGGCCACGCGUGGGCGGCGUCCAGGCCGUGGAUUAUGAACCAGACGAACAACGCCACCACGCUGGACGAAGUCCCCGAGUAUUUGGACUUCAAAGAAAAUCUCUCCAUGGCGAUAACUCUCAUCACGGGCAUUAUGAUGAUAGCCAUGGGAUUUCUCAAGCUUGGCUUCAUCACGGCCUACCUGUCGGAGUCUUUCUUUGUGGCGUUCACCUCGGCGGCUGCAGUUCACAUCGCAAUCAGCCAGCUCCCAGCAAUGCUGGGGCUGAAAAUUGCUCGGGCGAGCGGGUCUUAUAAGGUUGUGGUCACGUUCAUAGAAGUGUGUAAAAACAUCACACUCUCCAACGUGGCGGCGAUUUUGUGCUCAAUCAUAUGCUGCGUGGUCAUAUUGUUAGUAAAAGACUGCGUCAAUGAGCGGUUUAAACACAAACUUUUUGCACCGAUUCCCAUCGAACUCUUCGUCGUCAUCUUCGGAACGAUGUCGUCCUACUUCGGAGAUUUCCGUGUCAACUACGGAGUCGAUGUCGUCGGUAAAAUCCCAACAACCAUUCCUCCUCCCAGUGUACCUGUUGAGGGUCUGAAGCUGACGUCUAAUUACUUGGCUGAUUGUUUCAUUCUGGCUAUACUCAUAUUUGCCAACACCAUCGCUAUGGGUAAAGUCUGCGCAAAGAAGCACAACUACGAGCUGAACGACAAUCAAGAGAUGCUUUCCUACGGGAUGUGCAACGCAGUCAGUGCCUUCUUUAACUGCUUUCCUUCUGCAGUGGCUCCUCCGCGUUCAAUGGUCGCCAGCAGUAUGAAUGCUAAGACCACAAUCAGUGGGAUCUUCAGUUCUUUGCUUAUGCUUCUGGUGAUUCUAAUCGUUUCUCGCUUGUUUGAGGAGCUCCCCAAAGCCGUGCUUGCAGCAAUCGUCUUCAUCGCUCUCAAAGGACUUUUUAUUCAAAUCUUUGAUGGCAGAAAAUAUUGGCGAAUCAAUAAGUUUGACUUUGUGAUCUGGUUCUUCACAUUUUUCGGAACUACCUUUCUCGACAUCGAUCUGGGCCUGUUUAUAGGCGUGGGAGUUUCCUUGGUGACCGUCGUUUUCCAAACACAGUUCGCUAGAGGCUACAAGGUUGGCUACACGAAAAGUGAUCCUUGCUUUGUGGAGCAUAAGAAGUAUCAAGACUCCUCGGAAAUUCCAGGCAUCAAAAUUUUCCGGUUUCAGUCGUCUUUAUAUUUUGCAACGGCGGAAAUUUUCCGAAAUUUAUUGUACCGUUGCACGGUUAACCCUCGGAAACUAUUGAAGGGACUAAAGAAAAGAGAAAAGAGGAUAAUGCAGGACAACAAUGAACGAAUCGCACAAGGUCUACCUCCAGAACAGAGAAGGAACUCUAUCAUGAUGGGAGACCCGGGACUCGCAUCCCAGAACUCGUCCAGUAGUUUGAACAAAUUUCCACUCAGCCCACUGACUGACCUAGAGCGAACCAGCAUCCCCAAACUAGUCAGUGCCGACAGCGCUCAAGCUGAGCGCAAACGCAGAGUUUCCUUACCGAAUAUGGAGAAACCCAAGUUUUCUAUUUUAGAAGAAGAAGAAAAGGAAACAAAUUUGAGUAAUGGAGACCUAGGCAUUCCCUCACAGACCAAUGGGUUUAACUCAUCUCCUACUACUCCGGAAAAAGUAUCAAUCAAGCCAGACAAUAACAGCAACACCUCUAUUAGCCCCAGCAGACGAAUGUCAACCAUCUCGAUCAACUUUGAUGAAUUUGAGGAAGAUCCCGAGGAUGGCGACGAACUUUUCACGGACGACGCUCUGCGGCAGAUGCGCAAGAUUCACCACAUCAUCAUCGACUGCACUACCAUCAACUACAUCGACGCCUCGGGAGCCAACGUUCUGGGACAUAUCUUCACGGAAUACGGUCACGUCAACAUCAAGGUUUUCCUUGCGGGGUGCUCAGCUGACAUGCGCAGAGCUUUGGAGCACGCGGGAGCCUUCGAAAAGAUUCCACGCGACAAUCUGUUCAUAGACCUGCACGACGCCAUAGCAGUCGCUAAGCCUUUGCGUACUUUACCUUUGGCGGCUGAAGCCCUGGAAGAUUUCUCUGAUGAAGAAGCAACAGAAGACUCUUACAUUACUAAAAUUUAAAUGGGAUUUACUCUUAUUUUAGUUUUAAAGCGAGACUACUCUUUUUUUUACCAUAGUUACAAAAUUUUAAAAUAAUUUUACUUUAUUAUCUACCUUUAAAUUAUAUGUGGGAUUUAAAAAGAAAUAGUUUUUACUUAUUGAGAAUUAAAUAUCUAAAUAUUUAUUUAUUCAGGGAAAGGGUAACUACAACUGCGUUAUAUGCGUACUGUUUAUAUUGAGGAAUGUAACAUUAGGUAGGCCUAUAACGCGGCGGUGGAGAUAACUACCAGAUAGGGUACCAUCUAGUACAUUCGGAAAUGAGAAUAGUUCCUUCAUAUUGUUUCUUCCGCGCUGUUAAAAAAUUUGAAUUAUACGUUAUUAAAAUUGUAUUUUUUUUUAUUAGAGAUGACUAAAAUGUGAUAACAUUUGUUGUGCAGUGGUUGUGUUGUUGUUAUAGCAUAAUAUAUGUCACGGCCUGAUUGGUGGUGCUCUAAAAUAUUGCACCGCCCAAAGGCAGGAGUAAAAUCGUUGUCUAAGAACACCUCUGCCCCCACUAGUCCACAAAUGAGAUUACACCAUUUCGCUAUUUGCAUGCUAUAAGUAUGAUAUUUUCUGAUCAAGGUGUUUAUUAUUUUAAUUAAUACAAUAUUCGUUAACAGUGAUAAAAGUAAUAGUAAAUAUUU